GCUGUUAUCAGAGUCGCAGGAAGCAGCAGGUUCGGUUUCCUCUGCUACGGCUACCUCCUCAAACUCCACGAAUAUUCUGCCUUAGAGACUACCCUAGCGUCAUAUAACCGAAUUCAUCACACAUGGCAACAGAGAAGCCCAAAAUCUUGGUUCUGGGAGGAUGUGGAUUUAUUGGGCGACACAUUGUAUCUGAGUUUGUGUCCAAAGAUGUAGCCUCGAGUAUUUGCGUAGUGGACAAAGUGCCUCCUCAGAUUGCAUGGCUUAAUGAGCAGCAGACAAAAAUCUUUGAAGAUGAUGUUGUUACAUUCAGGAGUGCUAAUCUAAUUAACCCAGCAUCAUGUGCUGCAGCAUUUGGGGAGGAGGAGUGGGACUGGGUCAUAAAUGCUGCUGGAGAGGCAAAAACUGGACAGGUAGAAGCAGUGUAUCGUGAAGGAAUAGUUCGAUUGUCAACUAACUGUGCUAAUGAGGCAGCAAAGAGGAAAGUUAAGAUUUACGUGGAGAUAUCAGCUGGGAGUAUGGCCUCCAAUGAAAAGGUUCCACACAAAGAGAGUGCUGAUUGUAAUCCCUGGACAGUUACAUCCAAGUGCAAGUAUCAGGUGGAAAAGGAGAUCAAGAGUCUACCGGAUCUGAAUUGGAUUAUUGUGCGACCCGCCACAGUCUAUGGAUUAUCUGACAAAACUGGCCUUACUCCACGACUUGUGUUUGGAGCGGUUUACCGCCAUCUCGGUGAGACGAUGAAGAUGUUAUGGGAUGAGAAGCUUUGCAUCAAUACUGUUCAUGUGACUGAUGUUGCUAGGGCCAUUUCGUGGUUGUGCCAACGUGGGAAAACAGGCCAAAUUUAUAACGUUGUGGAUGAUGCCAACACCAAGCAGGGUGACAUAGGGAGUAUUGUGUGUGACAUCUACAAGAUCAAUCAUGACUAUUGGGGGAAUACACUCUCAACAGUUGCCAAGACAGACGCAGCUGGACUCGUUAAUGAAAUCAAUGAGAAGCAUCUAAUCCCUUGGGCUGGCCUCUGCUCUGCUGGUGGUUUGGACAACACCCCACUGACUCCUUAUAUUGACCAAGACUCGGUGCACCACAACCAUCUAAACCUGGAUGGAUCCAAGCUUCGAGCAGAAGGCUUUACAUAUUCUGUGCCAAGACCUACUCGGGAGAAUCUUCUACAGGUGUUGAAGGAUUUCGUGGUUAUGAAGAUCUUCCCAGGCAGUGCUCUUCCAUCACAGUAACUAGGUGAUAUAGCUGCUGUGUAAUUAUAGAAAAAGUAAUCUUUGCCCGGGCUGCAAUAAAUAAAACCUAGCUAUAACAACACAUAUUUUAUGAGGGAUAUUAGUGUUUGUCUGUACAUACAGUAGUAUCAUUAAUAAUUUUUUACUUGUAAAAAAAAAAAUGACCAAAUAAAUGUACAAUGAGUAAUGGUUUGUUGGAAAAAAUAUUGAGACCAAAUGAUAACACAUCAUAAUAUGGUCUGUUGUCAGUAGUUGUUUAACAGUAAAAGACAUUGAUGGUACCUUUGAAAGAUAAUAACAGUUCUAGGAAUAAAUCACAUUUUCUCUGUUCUUUUCAUGGUAUUUUGUAUAAUGUGGAGCAGUAACUUUUAGAGUUGUUAGUAGGAAUUUCAAGUACAAGAUAUCAAUUCCUGGAAUAAAUGGCAUAUGUUUGAUUUGCUAAAACCAUAAUAUGAUUUGACAUUGUAUGCCAAUGAUGAACCAAACCACCCAGCCUCAUCAAUUUUUCAGAAGUUAAAAGUUUACAAGCCUAUGUCAUCUUCAGUAAUCACAUGAUCUAAAUAUAAAAAAUGAAAUAGAUUUUUUUUAAUCUAAGGUAAAUAAAUUACACCAAAGGAAAUGGAAGCUUUUGUCAAGAGAAACAGUGAAUUGACUCUCUUCAUUGGACAAACUAAACACCUUAAACUUUUGAGCAUUAUCUCUUAUCUUCAAGAAAGCUGCUUCUGGUGUUCAGUAAGUGCAUUAUUAUCUAAGUAUGGUAAACUUGAUACACUUCACUGUUCCUGGCAAAGCCUAAUGGUGCUCGGCAGGAUUCUUUUAACUGUAAUAAUGACAUUCACUCUACUUCAUUUUAAUUGUGCUGCCUUCCAAUGCCUUGUCCUAGAAAUACUAUAUAUAGUUAUGAGAGCAAGAGCCAGUAAUGGCCACAAUUGCUUCAGUGAUGUAACUUAUUUUUAUAAAGACAUGGAUAAACAAGGUAUCUUAUAAAUAAUAGUAAGGAUUUGUUAUCUAGAGAUUGCUACACUUGCUCAAGGCUUUUAAGAUAAUUCACCAAUGUUGUGAACUGUCCAGAAUGAAGGGUCUCCUGAAGGAAGCAUUGUCAGCAUAAAGCUUUCCAGUAGUGUUACCAAAAUUGAGCUUUUCAGUGAUGUCGCCUACAAGAAGCUUUAGUUGGUGACCUCAUCCUAUUUAAACCUAGUGACACUUCACUCUGGAGAGCUUCUUACCGGUGAUCCUUCACUGGAGAGCUUCUUACUGGUGAUCCUUCACUGGGGAGCUUCUUAUUGGUGAUCCUUUACUGGGGAGCUUCUUACUGGUGAUCCUUCACUCUGGAGAGCUUACUGGUGAUCCUUCACUGGAGAGCUUCUUACUGGUGAUCCUUCACUGGAGAGCUUCUUACUGGUGAUCCUUCACUGGAGAGCUUCUUACUGGUGACCCUUCACUCUGGAGAGCUUCCUGCUGGUGACCCUUCACUCUGGAGAGCUUCCUAACAUGCUGGUAAUGUUUCUUUUUGAGUUUUGUAUUGGUGAUGGACAUUUUUUGUGGGGACACAUUGGUAUGGAGAGCUUCCAUCAGGCUACAUGAUUUCUGUCAGUGAACUUUCUGGUACAUUGCUCUUCUGCCCUGAAUGUAUACAUGCAUCACUUUACUGUUAUUCCUGCUGGCAUCCAAGCUGCAGUUCAGUUAAAAGUCUUAAACCAGAAUAAAGAGUAUAAAAUUAUCCCCUCCAGUUUCAUGAU
Molecule: messenger RNA, 2968 nt
Organism: Homarus americanus (American lobster)
Lineage: Eukaryota; Metazoa; Arthropoda; Malacostraca; Decapoda; Nephropidae
Exons: 9
Coding region: 123-1229 (368 amino acids)
Source: RefSeq, a predicted model, not a curated record